GUAUACAUGUUUUGUCUAGUGCAUUUUGUUAUGCAACCGUUCCUUGGUUCGCGCUGAAAUAUUAUGCUUUAUCAGUUUAAAUCAAUAUUUACAUAGUAGCGUUUAUAUACACAGGACUAACUCGUUUAAAACUUUCAUUGCACGAAACCCCUUUUUUGUGAGAUGCAGUGAGAGAAAUCCCUUGUUUACUGCGUAAACUACGAAAGAAAUAAAGAUUUUAGCGCAGAUAGCCUCAGUGGACGCCACCGUACGUUCCCUCCAAAAGGGGGAGGGGUCGUGUUUUCCUGACGGUCUACCAAUCCAUCUGUCCAAAGUGACUGUACUUACAUGCCAGGAAACUGUGUGCUUCGAGACAGAAAGCAGUAGUUUGACAAAAUAUUUAACACGUGUACAGCCCUCUCUUACACGACCGUUGCAUUUAUUGUAACCAACACGCCAGCUUAUUUCAAAAUGUCUCUGUAGUCCUAUAACGCCUAUAUCCUGGUCUAAGUGUGGAUAAACCCACUCUAAACUAAAAUAACUACCAUACCCCUGUUUAGUCUCUGCGCCUUCGACAGUUCAGUUGAUUUUAUCGCAUAGAUGUCACCCUAAAACACGUUCGGUGGAUCAACCUAAUAGUUCCUGUAACCCCACCCAGUUUGUGAUCGACCGCUGAUUGGUCGUCAGUGUCGCUGUGAGUGUUUUCACAUUCCAUUCCGCGCUUCUAAUUGGUCACCAGUGACGACAAUCCCACACCCAACUCCCACCCACCGAGACAUCAAGUUUGUGAGACUCGCAAUAGCUAGUUUAAGAGGCUAUAGCUGAAUGUGCAGCAAAGACUCCAAGUCUAACUGCGCUCUUUGGUUUAAAUCACUCAUUUAGAGUUCAAUAAGAUGGAUAUGAAAAAGAGAAUUCACCUGGAGUUGCGGAACCGGACGCCGUCAGACGUGAAAGAGCUCGUGCUCGACAAUUGUCGGUCAAACGAGGGCAAAAUUGAGGGCCUCACUGAUGAGUUUGAGGAACUGGAAUUUUUAAGCACAAUCAACGUAGGCUUAACAUCAGUCGCCAAUUUGCCGAAGCUAAACAAACUCAAAAAGCUCGAGCUUAGCGAUAACAGAAUCUCAGGGGGUCUGGAGGUACUGGCAGAGAAAUGUCCCAACCUCACUCAUCUCAACCUCAGCGGCAACAAAAUUAAAGACCUCAGCACCAUCGAACCCCUGAAAAAAUUGGAAAGCCUCAAAAGUUUAGACUUGUUCAACUGUGAGGUGACAAACCUGAAUGACUACAGAGAAAAUGUUUUCAAGCUGCUCCCUCAGUUGACGUACCUCGACGGCUAUGACAAAGAGGAUAAAGAAGCACCCGACUCUGACGCCGAAGCUUACGUCGAAGGCCUAGAUGAUGAUGAGGAUGAUGAAGAUGAGGGAGAAGAGGAGGAGUAUGAUGAAGAUGCAGCUCCAGGAGAUGAAGAUGAAGAGGAGGGAGAGGAGGAUGAUGAGGAAGAGGAGGAAGAAGAGGACAUCAGCGGAGAGGAAGAGGAGGAAGAAGAGUUACAUGAUGGCGAGGUAGAUGAUGAGGAAGACAUUGAGGAGGAGCGGGGUCAGAAGAGGAAAAGAGAGCUGGAUGAGGAAGGGGAGGAAGAUGAUGACUGAACAUGCACUCCCCCUAUUGUGAUCUGACCGUUUAACCCCUGUAUAUCUGUCCUAUUGUCACUCUGCGAUGGUUUGGGGAGGUUUUCAAAUGGUAGGGGGUGGGUUAGUAUAAAGAUUAAAUAUUUGUUUUUAGCUUUUUUGUUGUUGAUGUUGUUGUUGUUUUCUUUUGGUUUGGUUUGUACUUUCAGUUUGAUUCCCUUCAUUUUCGCCAAAAGUUCUUCAAAUGGCUGACAACACCGUGUGGAAAAUUAUUAUUGUUGGAAAAAAAAGACCAGUAUGCUCUUGUAAUUUUCCCCUUGUCUUUACUGUUGAUGCCUAAAUGCUGGUGAUGACUUAUGUAUUAAAAAAGAAAAAACAACCAAAAACCU
Messenger RNA from Sinocyclocheilus anshuiensis, 1996 nucleotides. RefSeq names its product acidic leucine-rich nuclear phosphoprotein 32 family member A. The coding region runs from base 873 to 1628 and encodes 251 amino acids. Gene Ontology annotation, molecular function: histone binding. NCBI's taxonomy places the organism in Eukaryota, Metazoa, Chordata, Actinopteri, Cypriniformes, Cyprinidae. Gene Ontology annotation, biological process: regulation of apoptotic process. The record is from RefSeq and is a predicted model, not a curated record. The transcript is spliced from 7 exons. Gene Ontology annotation, cellular component: nucleus.